AUGUUAUCAGUUGCGGGCAACCUCGGUGACAACCGAACGUCAUCCCAUUUCCCACAAAUGACAUUCCAGGCAUCAGAUCUUAAUACAAAUGCUUCAAACCUAGAUGAUCCUGUGGUUAUCUCCGUCCAGCUCGGAGACUUGUUGGUACAAAAAGUACUCCUAGAUCCAGGUAGCAGUAUAGACGUCCUAUUCUACUCAACCUUCCGUAAGAUGAAACUCAGUGAUAAUAUACUCCAACACACCACGGGCGACCUAGUUGGCUUUUCAGGUGAACAUGUCCCAGUGAUGGGAUCCGUGUGGUUACAAACCACACUGGGUGAGCAUCCUUUAUCCAAAACUUCUGAUGUUCAGUUCCUAGUUGUUGAUUAUGACCUUAUCGCGACCAUUCACAGCGACCAUCGGGAAGCUCGCCAAUGUUACAACAUCAGCCUUAAACAACCAAGCCGAGAUAUAGAUGCCCAUGUUAACAACAUCAGCAGCACCAACAAGCUCCAAUCACUAGCCAACCUUAACCCAAAGGCCGAAUUCACUGAAAGGCCUACACCAACAGAGAACCUGCAGAAAGUUUACUUUUAUAAUAAUCUAGACAAAUUCACUUAUGUAGUCAUUUCCCACAAACUGGCAUUAGAUCCAUCUGCCCGACCUAUAGGUCAGAAGAAAAGAAAUCUGGGUAUUGAAAAGAAACAUGCGUCCUUGGAAGAAACCAAGAAGCUCAUCAACGCCGGCAUUAUCAAAGAAGUUCGGUUCACAACAUGGCUGGCGAAUGAGGUAAUGGUAAAAAAAUACAACAGUAAAUGGCGCAUGUAUGUUGAUUUCACAGAUCUCAACAAAGCAUGCCCCAAAGAUGCUUAUCCCUUACCCUCUAUUGACUCUUUAGUAGAUAGUACUUCAGGAUAUAGAACUUUAAGUUUCAUGGAUGCAUAUUCUGGUUAUAACCAGAUUCUAAUGCAUCCCCCUUACCAAAAUAAAACUGCAUUCAUUACUGCCUAUGGAAAUUACUAUUAUAAGGUUAUGCCUUUUGGACUUAAGAAUGCAGGUGCCACAUAUUAG
Messenger RNA from Arachis ipaensis, 1050 nucleotides. RefSeq lists its product as uncharacterized. The record is from RefSeq and is a predicted model, not a curated record. Lineage: Eukaryota; Viridiplantae; Streptophyta; Magnoliopsida; Fabales; Fabaceae.